Messenger RNA from Anisakis simplex (herring worm), 288 nucleotides. The record is from the annotation of a GenBank genome assembly. Lineage: Eukaryota; Metazoa; Nematoda; Chromadorea; Rhabditida; Anisakidae.
UACGAACUGAGUGUGCAUCGAACACGACCACCGUGUCCAGGUAUUCACCGUCGAACGCGUUGUAUCGUUGUGGAUAAUUCGGCAUUGGGUAAAGAGGCGAACACGAGUGGUAAACUAGCGUAUUGCAUUCAUGUUUAUAAGCAAGGAGGACGAAAGAAACACAUGCCACAUGCGACACUUGGUGACAAGGUAAGAAUAUUGCAAUUAUUCAUCGAUUUAAUCAUUUCUAGAAUAUUAUCACAAAUAUCGCCUCGGUUACCACUCGGUUUCAAUGAAGGCUGUGCCUGA